This is a messenger RNA of Paramisgurnus dabryanus, 2175 nucleotides long. RefSeq names its product cytochrome P450, family 2, subfamily U, polypeptide 1 (gene cyp2u1). Gene Ontology annotation, biological process: xenobiotic metabolic process. Gene Ontology annotation, cellular component: cytoplasm; intracellular membrane-bounded organelle. The record is from RefSeq and is a predicted model, not a curated record. Gene Ontology annotation, molecular function: heme binding; steroid hydroxylase activity; iron ion binding. Lineage: Eukaryota; Metazoa; Chordata; Actinopteri; Cypriniformes; Cobitidae.
CAGUCAGCCACGCUGCCGCAGACAGAGCAACACAGGAAGUAAAUGUGUUUGAUCCGCAGUAAUCGAUCAGAAGUUCCGAGAGAAACUAUGCUGUCAGCUUUAGGAUUUACUUUAUAUGGCCAGUGAACGGAUCGUGGACAGCAUGCAGGAUCUGAACCUGACAGAUGUGUUUUCUCCUGCAAAUAUCUUGGGCCUGACCGUGUUUGCGGUGGUUUUCUGUGUGCUGCAGGGCUACAAAAGACACAAAAAAUACGCGAACAUCCCUCCAGGUCCGAAACCAUGGCCCAUCGUGGGCAACUUCGGUGCUUUCCUCGUGCCCUCGUUCAUUUUGAGGCGAUUCGUGCAAAAUCGCGAAGCGUUUGCAAAGAGGAUGUCAAACCCACUGUCUCCUCAAGCUGGACUGAUGGAGAUGUCCAAACUCUACGGCAACAUUUUCAGUAUAUUUGUCGGACCUCAGCUCAUGGUGGUGCUGACGGGAUAUGACGCCGUCCGGGACGCGUUGUCAAACCAUGGGGAGGUCUUUUCGGAUAGACCAGAAAUUGCCCUUGUAACCAUUAUAACCAAAAGGAAAGGGAUUGUGUUUGCACCCUAUGGUCCAGUGUGGCGGAUGAAUCGGAAGUUCUGUCACAGCACUCUGCGACGCUUCGGGUUCGGGACACUGAGCCUGGAGCCGUGUGUCCGUGAAGGUCUGAGCAUGAUCAAAACAGAGCUGCUGAGCCUAAAUGACACAGCGGGGGCUUCUGGUGUGGACCUGACCCCUCUAAUCAGCAAUGCCGUCUCCAACGUCAUCUCUUCCAUGAGUCUCGGCCAGCGUUUCCAUCACCAGGACAAGGAGUUCAGGACCAUGCUGGAUCUCAUGGCUCACGGGCUGGAGCUAAGCCUCAACAGUUAUAUUUUACUGGUCAACAUCUUUCCAUGGCUCUACUACCUGCCGUGGGGCGUUUUCAGGGAGCUGCGGCGCGUGGAGGUCGACAUCACGGCCUUCCUGAAGAAGAUCAUAGCUAGGCACAGGGCCACGCUAGAUCCGGAAAACCCUCGAGAUUUUAUCGAUAUGUAUUUGGUGGAGAUGCAUGCCCAGCAAAAGGUGAGCAGUUCAGAAGAAUGCAGAUUUUCAGAGGAUGAUCUCUUCUACAUCAUCGGAGACCUUUUCAUUGCGGGCACGGAUACGACCACAAACAGUAUGCUGUGGAGUAUACUCUAUAUGUGCUUGCAUCCUGAUGUGCAAGAAAAGGUUCAGCGGGAAAUUGAUGCAGUGGUGGGUCGCGAAAAAGUCCCGUCGAUGACGGAUAAGGGCAGUUUGCCGUACACAGAAGCCACUAUUAUGGAGGUACAGAGAAUGACUGUUGUUGUUCCUCUGGCCAUACCCCACAUGUCCUCAGAUACCACAGAGUUCAGAGGGUACACUCUUCCUAAAGGCACCGUUAUCAUCCCAAACCUCUGGUCAGUACACAGGGAUCCCACUGUGUGGGAAAAUCCUGAUGAUUUUAAUCCAGAACGAUUCCUGGAUGAACAAGGAAUGCUUCUCAGGAAGGAAUGCUUUAUUCCGUUUGGUAUAGGGCGUAGGGUGUGCAUGGGAGAGCAGUUGGCUAAGAUGGAGCUGUUUCUGAUGUUCACCAGCUUGAUGCAGGCCUUUACAUUCAGACUUCCAGAUGGGAAACCUCCUCCACCCAUGCACGGGCGCUUUGGUCUAACCCUGGCUCCAUGCCCGUAUACAGUGUGUGUGACAGCACGCUGACUAAGCUUUAAGGCUGAAAUGUCAUUCCUGGAGCUCUGUGACAUCUUUGUAAAACAAAUCGCAUGGGUUUAGCUUAAAGAAGAGUUGUCAUAUGGACCAUAAACAAAAUGAGGAGCUUUAGUAUUGGAUUGUAUUGUUAUGAAGCAAAAGGUUUAUCUAUGAAAAUGUUUUAUUUUUAUCUUUUGUGAAUGAACAUUUCAAGAAUUUUAAAAUUUCAAAAAAUAAUCACGCACAUUAUUCAGUAUUAUAACAAUAUAUUUCAGUUUUAAUAUAAAGUUAAUUUUUAAAUGUAUCUGUAUUUGCUUUUAUUAUCUAUUUUUACUUUGAAACAUAUUGUUUUGAAGUUAUUAUGAAUUAUUUAAAUAUUAUAUGAUUUAUUGAAGACAUAUGAUUAAAUCAACACAUACUGACUUUUUGUAUGUAAUACAAAUAUUACACUG